AUGCCCAAAAAGCGCAAACGUACCUCAACCGGCGCUUCGGUCCAACACCUCGACACCGAUCACACCUCAUCUUCCCCCUCGAAACACCUCAACCUCAGCGCCUAUCAUCCGGACCUCGACCUCGCAUCCUUCCCGGCGUCUUCGCAAUCGCUAUACCGCUCGCUUCUGCCACACUCUCUCGUGCACCCGUCCGCAUUUCCACCCAAACUUUUGAAAUACUGGCGUCAUCGACACUCGCUGUUUUCGCUGUACUCGUCCGGAUGUCUGCUCGACGAACAAUCGUGGUACUCUGUCACACCCGAGAGCGUUGCUUUCCGUAUCGCCAAACGAUGCGCCACCGACGGCGUCAUCGUGGACCUCUUCACAGGCGCAGGGGGUAAUGCGAUCCAGUUCGCAAUGACGUGUGCCAAGGUAAUCGCCGUCGAGCUCGACGAGCUCAAGUUGAACAUGGCUCAAUGGAACGCCGAGGUGUAUGGCGUCAAAGAUCGGAUUCUUUUCAUCCACGGCGAUAGUCUGCAACUGCUCGACACGCUCCUUACGUGGAGAAAGCAAAGCCCCAGCAUCAGCCAUCAGCAGGACGAGCAAGUGUGGAAUGGCAUCAAAUCGAGCGAUCUAGACGCGGUACAUGCCGUGUUUCUCUCACCACCCUGGGGUGGAAUCGACUACGCUCAGCCCACCACCACCGACCAGAACCCAGAUACCACUUCAACAUCGACAUCCUACUCGCUCACCUCGAUCCAGCCCGUCGACGGCGCCACCCUCUUCUCUCGAGUCUGCCAAGCAUUUCAUACCACCAACAUCGCCUACUACCUACCACGAAACACGUCGCUUCAACAACUCUCACACCUCGCCCUACAGCUCGACCGACCCUGCAAACUUGCAAGCAGCACCACCCAAAAUGUCAACCACAACAACAACCUCAAAGUCGAGUAUCAGUACGUAGACCACGGCAGAAAACUCUCCAGCCUCACCGCUUACUACGGCGCUCUAGCCACCGAUUGGGACGACAGCACAGACGAUUGGCGCCAAACAUGA
This is a messenger RNA of Mycosarcoma maydis (corn smut), 1035 nucleotides long. Its product is annotated as RNA methyltransferase. The record is from RefSeq and is a predicted model, not a curated record. Bases 1 to 1035 code for a protein of 344 amino acids. The transcript has a single exon. Gene Ontology annotation, biological process: 7-methylguanosine cap hypermethylation; 7-methylguanosine RNA capping. NCBI's taxonomy places the organism in Eukaryota, Fungi, Basidiomycota, Ustilaginomycetes, Ustilaginales. Gene Ontology annotation, cellular component: nucleus. Gene Ontology annotation, molecular function: RNA cap trimethylguanosine synthase activity.